Fimicolochytrium jonesii is the source of this 477-nucleotide messenger RNA. RefSeq names its product SprT-like family-domain-containing protein. The transcript is spliced from 3 exons. The record is from RefSeq and is a predicted model, not a curated record. The annotation marks the transcript as partial. NCBI's taxonomy places the organism in Eukaryota, Fungi, Chytridiomycota, Chytridiomycetes, Spizellomycetales, Powellomycetaceae. Gene Ontology annotation, cellular component: nucleus.
AAACGCGCCGCGCUGACAACAGCGCUGUACCAAGAAUUCAACAAGACGGUUUUCGGGGCCCAAUUACCCCCCGACAUGUCCGUCACCUGGUCCAAACGCCUCACGAAGACGGCGGGCCGCUGUUUCCAGGAGAAGCGGCUGGUCGGGGGCGCGACGGUGUAUUCCGCGCGGGUGGAGUUGUCGGUUAAGGUUGUUGACGAUCUGGCCAAGCUCCGCAACACGCUGAUGCACGAGCUCUGCCACGCGGCCCAAUGGCUGCUCAACCACACGAGCAGGCCGCCCCACGGCCCCGAGUUCAGGCACUGGGGCCGCCGCGCAGAGGAAGCGUACCCGGACAUUGUGUGCCAGACCUGCCACUCCUACGACAUUGCGUACCGGUUCCAUUGGCGGUGUGUGCGGUGUGGCGUCCGGUACGGCCGACAUAGUCGAUCGAUCAACACGGAGACGCAGGCGUGUGGCGGGUGCGGCGGGCGGUUG